AUGGCACAGGUAGAGAAAAGAGGGGGUUUGCUUCGGAAAUCUUCAGCCUCCAAAAAGCCACUGAAGGAAAAAGUGGUGCUGAUGUACGAUGAGAUCUUCAUGACAGAGGACCCCAGUAAGUGCAGCCCUCGAUUUUGGGAGGAGCUCUUCCUCAUGAAGGUGAAUUUAGAUUACCUAGAAGGCAAACUGGAAUCUCUUGAUGGCGAGGAGUUAAUGAAGAUCAAGGACAACAUUAAUUGCUUAUUUCAACACUGCAUCCAGGCUCUAGGAGAGGAACAUCCAAUUCGAGUUGUCAAUGCACUGCAGACCUUGUGUGCACUCAUUCGAGGCGUACAUCAAAAGAAUAAGUCUACCUCUGGGUUUGACAUUAUCAACAUGCUGAUGGGCUUCGAUAAGGCGGAGCUGUGCAUGAAGAACUUGAUGGAGAGUUUGGAUUCAUUGCUUUGUGCAGAAGGUUCUGAAAGUCUGAAGAGUUUAUGUCUGAAACUUCUUCUUUGCCUCGUGACUGUGACAGAUAACAUCAGCCAGAACACUAUCCUGGAGUAUGUAAUGAUCAACAGCAUAUUUGAAGCAAUUUUACAGAUACUCUCCCAUCCCCCAAGUCGUAGGGAGCAUGGUUAUGAUGCUGUAGUCCUCUUGGCUUUGCUGGUGAACUACAGAAAAUAUGAGUCUGUGAAUCCUUAUAUUGUGAAGCUGUCUAUUGUGGAUGACGAGGCCACGCUCAAUGGAAUGGGGCUUGUGAUUGCUCAGGCUUUAUCUGAGUACAACAGGCAGUAUAAAGACAAGGAAGAAGAACACCAGAGCGGUUUUUUCUCUGCUUUAACAAAUAUGGUGGGCAACAUGUUCAUAGCAGAUGCCCAUGAGAAAAUCUCAGUACAAACCAAUGAGGCCAUCCUCCUGGCACUUUAUGAAGCUGUUCAUUUAAAUCGCAACUUCAUCACAGUGUUAGCUCAGAGUCAUCCAGAGAUAGGCUUGGUGACCACCCCUGUCAGUCCCGCUCCAACAACCCCAGCCACACCACUUGGUACCACACCGCCCUCCUCUGAUGUUAUAAGUUCUGUGGAACUCCCACUGGAUGCAGAUGUACAGACCAGUAAUCUACUGAUAACCUUCUUAAAAUAUAGCUCGAUCGUCAUGCAGGACACCAAAGAUGAGCACCGGCUUCAUAGUGGCAAACUCUGCCUGAUUAUCCUCACAUGUAUUGCGGAGGAUCAGUAUGCCAAUGCAUUUUUGCAUGAUGACAACAUGAAUUUUCGAGUAAACUUACAUAAAAUGCCUAUGCGGCACAGGAAGAAGGCAGCGGACAAGAACCUUCCCUGCCGUCCGUUAGUAUGUGCAGUCCUGGACCUGAUGGUAGAGUUUAUUGUAACACACAUGAUGAAGGAGUUUCCUAUGGAUCUCUAUGUACGCUGCAUUCAGGUAGUACAUAAGCUGCUUUGUUACCAGAAGAAGUGUAGAGUGCGCCUGCAUUACACCUGGCGGGAACUCUGGUCAGCCUUGAUAAAUUUGCUGAAGUUCCUUAUGUCAAAUGAGACUGUUCUUUUGGCCAAACACAACAUUUUUACAUUAGCCCUUAUGAUUGUGAACCUAUUUAAUAUGUUUAUCACAUAUGGUGACACAUUCCUGCCCACCCCAAGCAGCUAUGAUGAACUCUACUAUGAGAUUAUCCGUAUGCACCAGAGCUUUGACAACCUAUACUCCAUGGUCCUGAGGCUUUCUACCAAUGCAGGCCAGUGGAAAGAAGCUGCUAGCAAGGUGACCCAUGCAUUGGUUAAUAUCAGAGCCAUCAUCAACCACUUUAACCCCAAAAUUGAAUCCUAUGCUGCUGUGAAUCAUAUAUCCCAACUGUCUGAGGAGCAGGUGCUGGAGGUAGUACGAGCCAACUAUGACACACUCACACUGAAGCUGCAGGAUGGCCUGGACCAGUAUGAGCGCUAUUCGGAGCAGCACAAGGAAGCUGCCUUCUUCAAAGAGCUGGUUCGAUCCAUUAGCACCAACGUCCGGAGAAACCUGGCCUUCCACACACUCAGCCAGGAAGUCCUGCUCAAGGAGUUCUCCACUAUCUCCUGA
Messenger RNA from Pipistrellus nathusii (Nathusius's pipistrelle), 2070 nucleotides. The record is from the annotation of a GenBank genome assembly. Lineage: Eukaryota; Metazoa; Chordata; Mammalia; Chiroptera; Vespertilionidae.